AUCGCGCUCUAGCUUUCCAUCCGGUGACUGUUAAUAUCCGCGAUGGCAAUCACCUCGACAGUUGUCCACAGCUACGUUGAGCCUCGUACCAUCGAACAACCGAACGGCUCUUUGCCUAACGCUUUAGGAGCCAACCCCAUCCCGACUUAUCCCGACCUCCUGGACGGGACCAACUGCCAGAACCCCGCAGUGCCUCACUUUCAACCCAAGUCCCAAGUAGAUGUCUUCAUAGUUGGAGCUGGUCCUGUUGGCCUUGCCACUGCCGCUUGUCUCGUCCGCCAGGGCGUGUCUUUGCGUAUCCUUGAUAGGUCUCCCCACCCCCUGACUGUCGGGCGCGCCGAUGCUCUGCAGCCGCGCACCAUGGAGGUCUUCCGUCAGCUCGGAAUCAGCGAAGAGGUGUUCGCGCUCGGCCCCCGCAUCGAGCACACCGUCGUCUACAAGGACGGGAAGAAGGAGAUAUUCGCCGAAAGCCAUCAAUCUCCCGGGAGCGAGAGCCACUUCCAGGGUCUGCACGACGCGACGCAGACCGAAGUGGAACAUGUGCUCAUUCGAGACCUCGUUCGUCACGACAUCCUCGUCGAGAGGCCCUGCACGGCAACGUCCUACCACUUUGACGAGAAUGCCGAUGCGUCGGUUACGCACCCGAUCACCGUGAAUAUCAUGAACCAUGCCACAGGGGAGGAAGAGGUCGUGGCGGCCCGCUUCCUCGUCGGGAGUGACGGCGCGCACAGCAUGAUCCGCAAGUCGCUUCCUGUCACGUUCGACGGCAUCAAAACGGAUCUGCACUGGGGUAUCGUUGAUGCUGUCUUCGAGACAGAUUUCCCUCACCGCUGGACGUUCGGGACUGUGCUCAACUCGGAACACGGCGGGUGCCUUAUUAUUCCUCGUGAGCGCGACAUGGUCAGGCUCUAUGCACAGCUGCGCCCUGAGCCUGGACAGGAAUUUGAUCAAUCAAAGUGGGGCCCCGAGGAGGUCCUCGAGCAGCUCAACAAGAUCUACGCUCCGUACUACCUCAAAUAUGCCAGUCCGAUAGACUGGUUCACCAUUCUAACCAUCAACGAGCGUGUCGCGAAUUCCUUCACCUACAAAGACCGCAUCUUCCUCGCCGGUGAUUCCUGCCACGUCCACAGCGCCAAAGGCGCGUUCGGCAUGAACACCGGAAUCAUGGACGCCCACAACCUCGCCUGGAAGCUCGCCCUGCUCUGCAAAGGAAUAGCCAAGCCCGGCCUCCUCGACACGUACGACCUCGAGCGCCGCGAAAACGCGCUGCGCGCGGUGCGCACGUCCGCGCGCUACCUCCGCUUCGUCGGCAACUGCACCUUCCAAAACCUCGACGGCUCCAAGACCGACGCCGAGCCCGAGAUCGAGGCCCCCGCCGCGCCAGGCGAGGACCCGCACGUCGCGUUCUUCAAGCGCUUCGCCGACGAAAACGCGCGCUUCCUCAUCGGGCUCGACGUCGACUACGCCGCGAACGCGGUCAACCGCGCCGCGGACCCCGCCGUGUCUGGCGUGCGUGCAGGCUACCGCGCGCCCGACCCGCGCGUCGCGCUGUCGCGCGCGCGCUCCGGGCGGCUGUACGACGCGUUCGGGCGGCUCGACCAGUUCACGCUCGUCGUGUUCGCGAGCAACCUCGGGGGCGCGCUCGCGCCGCGGCUGCGCGCGCUAGACGCGUACCUCGCGUCGCCCAAGUCGUUCUACCGCGCCGCGGCGUCCGGGGACCUGUUCAAGCUCGUCGUCGUCGCGCGCGCGACGCCGACCGAGGCGGACGCGCGGAUCGCAGGGUUCCCGUUCCUCGCCGCGCACGCGCAGCUCGUGUACGACGACCAGCUGCCGCCCGGUAUCUUCGGCGGGGACGCGCACUCGAUCUACGGGGUGGAUCACGCGCGGGGCGCCGUGGUCGUCGUGCGCCCUGACACGUGGGUGGGGACGGCUGUCACUGUGGACGGGGUGUCGAGCCUGGAAGCCUACUUUUCGUCCUUCCUCUCCAUCUGAGGUGCUGUCCUGGGUUCCUGUUCCUGCGGUUAUUGGGAUUUCUGUCUAUAGGUGUUGGUCCUGGUUAUGUGUUGUAACAGCGUGCAGAUCUACUCAAUCAAACCUUGUUUAUUGAGUC
Molecule: messenger RNA, 2110 nt
Organism: Heterobasidion irregulare TC 32-1
Lineage: Eukaryota; Fungi; Basidiomycota; Agaricomycetes; Russulales; Bondarzewiaceae
Exons: 8
Coding region: 43-1992 (649 amino acids)
Molecular function (GO): FAD binding
Source: RefSeq, a predicted model, not a curated record